CUUCAUUCAUUUUCACUAACCUCCGGAAAGCCGACAAUGUUGAAUACUUUGAACCUUUCAAUCUAUGAGCUACUUCUCCAGACGACAAGCUUGUAAAAGCGGGAAAAAAAUCUGAGUUGAUUCAUUUUUCCAUGGAGCUCCUUAUGGCAAAAACAAGGUUGAACUUUCCGUCUACAAUCUGAAAAAGCCGAGAUUUUUGUGUUAUUUCAAAUUUUGGAGUGAAUAUGUCUUCUGCUACUUGGAUUACUACACUUUCGUGUUCAAGCUCUGUGAUUGAAUCUUCCAAGGAGGCAUCUGUUCCUAUGAUAAUCCAAUGGCUGAAAUUCAUUUUCCUCGCUCCAUGUCCUCAGAGAGUUAUAUUUUCAGCCGUUGAUCUCCUGUUCUUGCUCACCCUCCUAUGCUUUGCGGUUCACAAGCUCUAUUCUAGAUUCUCAAGCAAUAGCCAUGGCAGCUCCGACAUCGACAAGCCUCUCAUAAGAAGAAACAGGGCGGCUUCCAGUACUAACGUAUACUUCAAGCUUUCCUUGACUGCGACGGUUCUCCUUUCAUUUUGUUACAUUAUUAUAUCCAUUCUCUCAUUUAGAGGUAACCAGGCGCCGUGGAAGCAAGUUGAUGGAAUAUUUUGGUUGAUUCAAGCCAUAACUCAUGCUGUGAUUGCUAUCUUAAUCAUCCAUGAGAAGAGAUUUCAAGCUAUCAACCACCCAUUGUCUCUCCGGAUUUAUUGGAUUGCGAAUUUCAUCAUCAUUUCCUUGUUUGCUGCUUCUGGGAUCAUUCGUAUGGUGUCUGUAGGAACAAAUCAGGGUCAGAAUUUGAGGUUGGAUGAUAUAGUUUCCCUGAGUUCUUUUCCUUUGUCUGUUCUUCUUCUUCUUGUUGCUAUUAAAGGUUCCACUGGUAUAACGUUGAGCGGUGAACCCGAACUAGCAGUGGACGAAGAAGAAACCAAGUUGUUGCAUGAACCCCUUUUGAGCAAAUCCAACACUAGUGCUUUUGCUUCAGCUUCAGUAUUAUCAAAGGCCUUCUGGAUCUGGUUGAAUCCUCUUUUGAAAAAAGGCUACCAAUCCCCUCUCAAAAUGGACGAUGUUCCGACUCUUUCACCGGAACAUAGAACUGAGAGGAUGUCUGGGCUCUUCGAAGUAAAUUGGCCUAAACCAGAGGAAAAAUCGAAGCACCCUGUUCGAACUACAUUGCUACGGUGCUUUUGGAAGGAACUUGCAUUCACUGCAUCACUCGCAAUCGUUCGGCUUUGCGUUAUGUAUGUCGGUCCGAUUCUGAUCCAAAGUUUCAUUAAUUACACUGCAGGGAAAAGAAGCUCUCAAUAUGAAGGAUAUUACCUUAUAUUGAUUCUUCUUGUUGCUAAGUUUGUUGAAGUGUUGAGCACUCACCAAUUUAACUUCAACACUCAGAAACUCGGAAUGCUCAUCCGCUGCACUCUUAUUACUUCUUUGUACAAGAAAGGGUUGAGGUUAACCUGCUCUGCUCGUCAAGCUCAUGGGGUUGGACAGAUUGUGAAUUACAUGACUGUUGAUGCUCAACAGCUCUCAGAUAUGAUGUUCCAGCUUCAUUCCAUUUGGUCGACUCCCGUGCAGAUUUGUGUCGCCUUGGUUCUCUUGUAUGGGUACCUCGGCACUUCGGUCGUGACAUCCUUGCUUGGACUUCUUGGCGUCCUUGUAUUUGUGGUGAUUGAAACCAGAAGGAACAAACGUUUUCAAUUCGAUCUGAUGAAGAAUCGUGACUUGCGUAUGAAGGCAACGAAUGAGAUGAUUAAUUACAUGCGGGUUAUCAGGUUCCAGGCAUGGGAAGAACACUUCAAUAAAAGAAUCCAAUCUUUCCGUGAAACUGAGUUCGGAUGGUUAUGCAAAUUCUUGUAUUCCUUCGCUUGCACUUUGAUUGUACUGUGGUCAGCACCUGUGCUGGUAUCGACCCUCACAUUCGGGACAGCACUUUUAUUUGGAGUGAGACUUGAUGCAGGGCUAGUGUUCACUGCAACGAGUAUCUUUAAGAUCUUGCAGGAACCAAUCAGGACAUUCCCACAAUCCUUGAUCUCACUUUCACAGGCAAUGAUAUCAUUGGACAGAUUAGAUCGUUUCAUGAUGAGCAAGGAAUUGGCUGAUUCAUCGGUGGAGAGACAGGAAGGUUGCGAUGGUAGAGUCGCGGUGGAAAUUAAAGAUGGUUCAUUUAGCUGGGAUGAUGAAAAUGGAGAACUUGUUUUGAAAAAUAUAAAUUUAGAGAUCCGGAAAGGGGAGCUCGCAGCCAUUGUCGGGACUGUGGGAUCCGGGAAGUCUUCUAUCCUGGCUUCAGCUCUUGGUGAAAUGCACAAAAUAUCAGGAAAGGUUAAACUCUGUGGGACAACAGCAUACGUAGCUCAGUCAUCCUGGAUUCAGAAUGGGACGAUUGAAGACAAUAUCCUAUUCGGUUCGCCAAUGAACAGGUUGAAAUAUAGGGAAGUGAUAAGGGUUUGUUGUUUGGAGAAAGAUUUGGAAAUGAUGGAGUUUGGUGAUCAGACUGAAAUCGGAGAACGCGGAAUUAACCUCAGCGGUGGCCAGAAGCAACGGAUACAACUAGCUAGAGCUGUUUACCAGGAUUGUGACAUCUACCUUCUCGAUGAUGUCUUUAGUGCUGUUGAUGCUCAUACAGGGUCGGAUAUAUUUAAGGAAUGUGUGAGAGGAGUUCUCAAAGAGAAGACUAUUUUACUCGUAACACAUCAAGUAGAUUUCCUACAUGAUGUUGAUCUUAUCUUGGUGAUGCGAGAUGGGACGAUAACACAAUCGGGGAAGUAUAAUGAUUUGCUAGACACGGGCAUGGAUUUUGGAGCUCUGGUAGCUGCACACGAAACGGCCAUGGAACUUGUAGAAGCAGGCAACACAAUGCCAGGUGAAAAUUCCCCCAAAACAUCGAAAUCUCCUCGUGAUGUUUCGAAUAUUGGGGAAGCAGAAAAUGGUGAACAUAACUCCCAAGAUGACUCGAAAUCUGAUAAGGGUGAUUCUAGGCUAAUCAAAGACGAGGAGAGGGAAACCGGUAAAGUCAGCUUGCAUGUCUAUAAAAUGUACUGCACUGAGGCUUUUGGCUGGUGGGGUGUGGCUGUUGCGUUGUUUUUCUCUCUGAUAUGGCAAGCUUCGAUAAUGGCUGGCGAUUAUUGGCUAUCAUAUGAAACUGCGGCUGAACGUGCUCCAUCGUUCAACCCUUCGCAUUUCAUUUCUGUUUAUGGUAUCAUAGCAGCGUUGUCGGUGGUGUUGAUAGCGAUCAGAGCCUUUUUUGUUACAGUUAUGGGGCUCAAGACAGCACAAAUCUUUUUCAGUCAAAUUCUUCAGAGCAUCUUGCACGCCCCUAUGUCCUUUUUUGAUACCACGCCUUCAGGAAGAAUUUUAAGCCGGGCGUCGACUGAUCAGACCAAUGUCGAUAUCUUCAUCCCAUUUAUUAUGGGGAUUGCCAUUUCCAUGUACACCACCCUGCUCAGUAUCUUCAUAAUCACGUGUCAAUAUGCUUGGUCCACAAUAUUCUUGAUAAUUCCGCUCGGCUGGCUGAAUUACUGGUAUCGGGGAUACUAUCUGGCAACAUCACGUGAAUUAACCCGCCUUGACUCGAUCACUAAUGCUCCUGUCAUCCAUCACUUCUCCGAAAGUAUCUCCGGAGUUAUGACAAUUCGUGCAUUCAGAAAGGAGGAUAUGUUUUGUCAGGAAAACAUUAACCGAGUUAAUUCCAGUUUACGCAUGAAUUUCCACAACUUUGGCUCUAACGAAUGGCUGGGAUUCCGUUUGGAAUUUUUUGGGAGUGUAGUUCUCUGCCUUUCUACAAUGUUUAUGAUCUUUUUACCGAGCAGCAUUGUCAGGCCAGAAAAUGUUGGGUUAUCUCUUUCGUAUGGAUUGUCCCUCAACGCUGUACUGUACUGGGCCAUAUAUAUGAGUUGCUUUGUGGAAAACAGGAUGGUUUCUGUCGAAAGAAUAAAGCAAUUUUCAAGUAUUCAGCCGGAGGCGGCAUGGCAUAUUCAAGACCGUCUUCCCCCUCCGAAUUGGCCUGUUCAUGGCAAUGUGGAGCUCAAAGACCUUCAGGUUCGAUACCGUCCAAGCACUCCUCUAGUACUUAAAGGCAUUACUCUGAGCAUUAAUGGGGGUGAAAAGAUUGGUGACGUUGGUCGGACUGGGAGUGGGAAGUCGACUUUAAUCCAAGUUUUCUUCAGACUGAUUGAGCCAACCGCAGGGAAAAUAAUUAUUGAUGGUAUAGAUAUCUGCAUGCUAGGACUGCAUGAUCUCAGGUCACGCUUCGGAAUCAUCCCUCAGGAACCUGUCCUUUUUGAAGGAACCGUGAGAAGCAACAUCGAUCCCGUAGGCCAGUUUUCAGAUGAAGAGAUAUGGAAGAGCCUCGAACGUUGUCAACUUAAAGAUGUUGUGGCUUCAAAACCCGAUAAACUCGAUUCUUUAGUGGUUGAUAAUGGCGACAAUUGGAGCAUGGGGCAGAGACAACUUCUAUGUUUGGGGAGAGUUAUGCUUAAGCGCAGCAGGCUUUUGUUCAUGGACGAGGCGACUGCUUCUGUCGACUCGCAAACUGAUGCUAUAAUCCAAAAGAUCAUCAGAGAAGACUUUGCAGCCUGCACAAUUAUCAGCAUCGCUCACAGAAUACCCACAGUCAUGGACUGUGAUCGGGUUUUAGUUGUCGAUGCAGGAAAGGCAAAAGAGUUCGACAAACCAUCACGGUUGCUCGAGAAGCCGGCACUAUUUGCGGCAUUGGUUAAGGAAUAUGCCAACCGUUCUUCUGGAUUAUAAACCAAAUCUUUCGAUUUUCCCCUCAGGUCGGGAAGAUUU
Hibiscus syriacus is the source of this 4796-nucleotide messenger RNA. RefSeq names its product ABC transporter C family member 4-like. Gene Ontology annotation, biological process: transmembrane transport. The record is from RefSeq and is a predicted model, not a curated record. The transcript is spliced from 13 exons. Bases 225 to 4757 code for a protein of 1510 amino acids. Gene Ontology annotation, molecular function: ATP binding; ABC-type transporter activity; ATP hydrolysis activity. Gene Ontology annotation, cellular component: plant-type vacuole; vacuolar membrane. Lineage: Eukaryota; Viridiplantae; Streptophyta; Magnoliopsida; Malvales; Malvaceae.